Messenger RNA from Bactrocera neohumeralis, 5846 nucleotides. RefSeq lists its product as uncharacterized. The transcript has 12 exons. The record is from RefSeq and is a predicted model, not a curated record. The coding region runs from base 2101 to 5148 and encodes 1015 amino acids. NCBI's taxonomy places the organism in Eukaryota, Metazoa, Arthropoda, Insecta, Diptera, Tephritidae.
CGUUAAAAUAUUUCGUCGCGUUUAAUUAAAGAAAAUAGUACGGUAGUGGGUUUAAAGUUAUUAAAUUAGUGCUUAAUGUGGUAUUAAAGUUAAAGUGCAAAUAGUAGUAAUGAAAUAUUCUCUCGCUCGAAAGUGUUUUGGUGUAAAAAUGCAGAUAAUAGUGGGCCACUCAAUAUACUUUGAAGAUCCGACGCAACCGCCGUAGCUGCAAAAAUUACUAAAAUAUCGGGUUUUAUCGUCAAUUUACAAAGUGUUAAUUAUGAAAUAUACUUGUGAAACUGCGGAUGAUUGCAUUUAUUUGUUAAAAAUAACAGAUUUAAAUGGAAAAUUAAAGUAAGCAUUUGCAUACGCUCGCAUUCAUAAAUGCACAUAUGAAAGGAGAAAAAGAGAAGUGCAAGGAAAUAUAACUGUAAAGUUGCAUCCAUUUUUGUUCAUAUGUUUGUGAAUGAUGAAGAGCAAGAAAACGUCAAAUAUUAAAAAAAAAUGUAAAAUAUAUUCUCGGUUCGUUGUUCGUUUGAAUUUUGUAGCGUUUAAUUAAAAAUAUAGUGCGGUACGGGUGUAAAAAUUAUUAAAAUAGUGCUAAAUGUGACGUUAAAGUAAAAGUUUAAAUAGUAGUAGUGAAAUAAUCUCUCGAUCGAAAGUGUUUUGGUGUAAAAUGAAGAUAAUAGUGAGCCACUCAAUAAACUUUGAAGAUCCGAUACCACCACCGAAGCUUCAGAAAUUACUAAAAUAUCGGGUUUAAUCGUCAAUUUACAAAGUGUUAAUUAUGAAAUAUACGUGUAAAACUGCGGAUGAUUGAUUUAUUUGUUGAAAAUAACAGAUUUAAAUGGCAAAAUUAAAAUGAGCAUUGCAUACGUUGCCAUUCAUGAAUGCACAUAUGAAAGGAGAAAUAGAGAAGUGCAAUGAAAUAUAACUGUAAAGUUGAAUGCAUUUUUGUUACUCCGUUUGUGAAUGAUGAUGUGCAAGAAAACGUCAAAUGUUAAAAAAUUGUAAAAGAUUUUCCCGGUUCGUUGUUCGUUUGAAAAUUUGUAUGGGUUUGUGUAUACAAUUAACGGAAAAAUAAAGUGUUCUUUGUGUUUGCAUUUAGAAAACGAACAUAUCUAAGCAUGGAUACACAUACAUACAUAUGUGAGUACUGUAAAAUAAUGUAUAGAUAAUAAGUAUGUAAUAGUUUUCGCACAAACCAGUACGUACUUUUAUAUAUGAAAAUGUAUCAUUUUUCUAAUGUCUUACAAAAUAUGUGAAAAUUGAGUGGCCGUAAUUUUCUUAUGUGUGUUUAAUUGUGUAAAGUGGUAAAUUCGAGUAUAAAUGACGAAGCGUCGCAGAUUGGAUUUAAAUUAUGUAGCAGCAAUUAAAGUGUUCUGUGUUGUGUUGUGUUCUUGUAGUGAUCAGUAAAGGAAAUGGGCAUAAUUUGCUCACAAUCGAGUCCGUAGCUCGAGUCAAGUUGCAAGUGCGGUUUGCAAAAUGUGUUUUUUAUAGUGUUGUUGUAGCAGUGGCAAGUCAAUUUAAUGGAUUUGUAGUUAUUGCUGUUCACUACAUUUGCCGCUUAUUACUAGCCUAAAUGAUGGUGAUCAUCAGCAGUUGUUGCUGACAGUUGCGAGCAACAAUAAUCAAAAAGUGCUAUUUGGUUGAUGUGAAGUGAAAAGUGUGAUAAAGUGAAGUGCAAAAAGUGAAAUUAAAUUGUGUGAAAAAAGUGUUUUGAAACAUGAUUGGAGCGGAUUCUUUUACAAAAUGGUGUUGCGAAAUUGAAAUCAAAGGAGAAAAUUAAAUCGUUAUUCGCUACAUUUGUACAGCAAUUGUUUUGUCGACACUUUAAUGAGCCUCAGCGGUAUUGUCACAGUGCAUUUGCCUUCGAUUUUUUUCAACGGGAGUAAUUACUUUUAACCUAAAAACUGACUGCCACAUAAACACAGAAACUCACUUAAAAUAGAAAAAUAAAAUAAAAACCAGAAAAACUUUGCUGUGUUCGCAAACCAACAACCUACGCUCGACCAUAACAGCAGCAAAGCCGGCAACCAGCCUGGAGUUGGUGCAUAAGGCAUAUUUAUUGCUUUUUGAAUUUUGGCCAAGUCACAAGAUUACAGUAAAGAAAUAUAAAAAAUGGCUCUACGCCUGCGACGAGAUGUACAAAAAGCAUCCUACUAUGUUUGGUUUCUGGGCGCCGAGGAGGCGAAAGGUUUGCGCGGCACACGUGUCAUCAACUCAGUGCUGCCGUAUCUGAUUGAUCGGUCACGCGGCCAAGAGCCACUCAAGGUGACGCUGCAGGUCUCCCACAAGGGUAUCAAAAUAUUGCAGGGCUCCUCAAAACAUUUCAUACCACACAGUGCCAUAACCAGCUCCGUGCAAACAGAUGAUAUCGUUGCAUGCGUUUUGUUGCUUUAUAAUCCGGCAACAAAAUGUCCACUGCACGUACACGCCUACCGUUGCGAUUCCGAAUCCACAGCCGAGGCGUUGCAUCAACAGCUCCAAAUACUAAUCAAUCGGCCAGAAAAUCAAAAACGCUUUGAGGAAUUGGAAACACGUUUGGGCAUCCUGCCGCCAUUGCCCACGUCCGGCGGCGGCAGCGGCAACAGCAGCAAUGGCAAAUCUGCUGCCCACAUUUCGAGCAAUGGUCACGGCAACGAACACAACAACAGCAAGUCCAAACAUUAUUUGUCACAACAACCGCAGUCACAACUGCUACAUCAGCAACAACAACAACAACAACAGCGCCGCCAUGACUCGUCACCGAAACGAUUUAGCUCGUCGUUGGGCAGCGAUACCGGCAAUAGUACACGCGAAUCCGAAUGCAGCGAAGAGCAUAGCGGCGGUUCGCCCGUUUCGCGUUCACCGCCUGUCACGGCGACCACAAAACCACUGCCACUGCCACAGCCCACUAGCGAGCUAUUCGACUCCUUAGCCGCAGAGCUGCGUGCCAAAUUGAAUGGUAAUGGACCGCCUUUGUUACUGCCGCCACGCGACUACGACACAGUGCAUCGUUCCAAGGGUAAUUUGACGGCCAUCGAGCUGCGUCGCUGUCGUAAUGCAUUGAUUGUGGGCGGCGCUACACCCAAUGAGACAGCAGUGCCUGUCGGUGGCAAGCAGGUUUCUUCGCGCGGCUCAUCGGGCAUCGGUUCCGAUUUGGCGCCAAGCCCAGAGCGGCAGGAUUUAAAUAGUUCGAGUGAGGAUGAGCAGUGGUCUAAUGAAGCGGAUAACUCAGUAAUCGCGCUCAAACCGUCACAGAUCGCUAUGGAACGAUCACCGCCCAUAAUUCCACAUCAUCCGCAGUUAAAUCGCAAGAGCGCCGUUCAACCACCAGAGGAUAGUUAUUUGCGGGAUUUACCUGCUAAGCCCUAUACGCCGCGUCAAAGCGCGCAUCGCGAGAAAAUUGCUGGACCUCCACACGAACGCGAUUCACGUUCGAAGACCCCGUCGAGCGCGAGCUGGUCGCGCGAGGAUGAAAUCAAGCCAAUCAUAAUGCGUCCAGCUGAUUACGAUGCGAAAUUUAAUCGCGUCAUGCAGGCCGAGACCAAACAGGAUUAUCAUCGCCGCGCCGAUGGUGGCGGUGGAGGCGGCGGCGGGGGUGUUAGCAGCAAUCGCGAACGUGAGCGCGAGCGCGAGCAUCCAAAACUGCGCGACACUGAUAAAUACAAUGAAAUCAAUCGUUUAUUAAACAAAAAACUUUCACUGGAACGUGAAACGCCAGAUCCGCGAUUUGCCAAACACAAACCAGAUGAUGGCGAGGACUUUAAUGACUCGGAUCCGGCUAGCGAUCAUAUGCCCGUACAUCCGUCCUCCAACUAUCGCAAGGAAAACUUAACAGAUAAACAGAAGUUCAUCGAAUAUGCCGCAAAGAAGCAUUCCAAGUCAUUUGCUGUCGACGAAGCACAGCGCUAUGGGGGUCGUCAUCGUUAUGUCGAUCCAGCCGAUCUGCCUUUUGAACAAACCGCAAGCCAUAACAAAUAUGCAGCUGCUCAUCGUACUACACACUCGCCAGAGCGUUCAGAAUUAAGCCACACUCGCAGUAAUGAACGCGAGCGAGAGCCAGAACGUUUGCGCGAACGGGAAAGGGAACGUGAACGCGAGCGAGAGCGUGAACCCGAGCGCAAGCAAUAUUCGCGCAGCAAUGAGCGUAAUCCAUACCGCGAACCUGAAAGCCUACCCUACAUACAAAGCAUGGAGAAGAUGAUGAAGUCAUCCGCCAUGCGUUACAAGGCUUUUGAUGGGACAGUGGAGCCGGCGACAGUAGCGCCAACGAAGGAAGAGCUGCACACGAAACUCAGUUCACAGCAUAGCAAAUCAUCGUACACAAAGCGGCUCAAUGAUGAGGGACGGCCACUGGAAUAUGCACCCUCAAAUGGACGACCCGAUGUCACACCCAAGGAUCGUUUCAAAGAUGCCAAGGACAAAUUCCGCGCUAUGGAACGCACCGGCAGUCGAUACGAUCUGGCCGAAGAGAAAGACAUGACCGAUUAUAGACCACGACGAAGAGGCUCAGUAGAGCGCGCAGAUGGCGGACGUUCAUAUGCCGACUGGAGUGAUGAGGAGCGCCUCGAUGACUCGCCCCCACCGCAACCAAUCGCUGCACGUUCGCGCUCACGAUCACGCGGUCAACUGUGGGAGGAGAGCAACAUGCCACCACCACGCGAAAUGAUGCCGCCACGUGAACAUCAUUUGCGCGAACAUGUCCGAGAGCGCCCAUUCCAAGAGUACGCGCCAGAUAUGCGUGCGCCACGGGAAUCAGCAGGCAAACGACCCGACGCGCAUCGCAUAAUGCGUGAACGCUCCAGCGACAUGACAGAUGGUCGUGAUCCCUACCGUGAUGCUUACCGGUAUGAACAGCGCGGCGCCCUACGUGAUCACUCACGUGACGCGCCACAUGUACGCGACGAACGCGAACGCGAGCGACAUCGCGAACCAUUGAGACGUGAGUACUCGCCUGAUGUGCGCGCAGCAGGUCCGCCAGAUCACCGCGCGAAUCGCCGACCAGCUGAAAAACAUACAGAUUACUAUCCUUCACCCACACCGCCACCACCCACAACCGGUGCGCCGAUACCGAAUACAAAGGGUAUCGCCAAUCUUACAAAAGGCUAUCGUCACAGCUAUGCGGAGCCGGUGUUUGCGCGCGCCGGUGGGCGCGUAGGCUUGGCGGCCGUGAACCCAUACUAAAAAAGGAUAUCGAAAAUGCGGUUUAGGGUUUAUUUGGAAAUACAUACUUGAUUUCACUGUAAUAUUACUAAUAAUAUACUAAUUUAGCAUAAGUAUUGAAAAGCAGAGAAAUUUUAAAGCAGCAUGGCAGCAAGUAUUUGGUAAAUUGUUUGCAGUCAAUGAACAAUUUGUAAUAUGUGAAAAGCUAUUUGAAAUUUCUUUAAUAUUUUUAAUCAUAUAUUGUAUCAAAUUUAUAAAUAAUCGACGUAUUUACUUAUUUCCAGCUGUUUAGAGCGCUAAAAAAUGUUUUAAGCAUUGCUGGAAUAUAUAAUAUGUAUGUCUCUAAAAGUUUAGUCAAAACAAGAAAAUCAUUACCGAUAAUGUGCCUUUUUAUACGAACAAGCUAGUUAAAUUUAUCGAGAAAUCAACGAAAAUUAAUUAAAUUAAAAAUAUUGCAAAUUGUUAUAUAGAUACGUACUCGCAAAUAUUUAAAUUCAUGUAUGUAUCCAUAUUUAAUAUCUAUAUGUAUGUAUUUUUGCAGUAAUUUUUAUAAAACGUCAAAAAUUGUACCCACAUUUUACAAUAUUUCUGCAUAAAAUGUAUGUAUUAUCUAUAUUUUUCUUCAAUCGAUUUGAUUAGUUGUUACUUUGAAGAAAAAAUGUUAUUUUACAACCUAAAUUUUCAAUAAAGAAGUCUAGUUGAUAUAUCUAAUCCAUUUA